CUCAACCUCACCAAGGCACGUCCCACUAUGGCCAACACCAUCAAUCUCCUCCGGUCCCUCCUCUUGGUCACCCUUCUCUCCUCCCUCCUCGUCCGCCCGUCCGAAUCCACUGUCGUCCAACGCCGAUCCGCAAAAGAGACUUCGGCGGUUUUCAUCGGAGAAUGCCUCUACAACCACAACACGCUGAGGGCAAUCCUCAACCUCCCUCCUCUCCAAUGGAGCGAAGAGCUAGCAGACUAUGCCAGGUGGUGGUUGAACCAGCUGAGGGCCACCUGCGCUAUGGUCCACUCCAACAGCGACUACGGCGAGAACUUGUUCUGGGGGCAAGGAGACGGGUGGACGGCCACCAAGGCGGUGGAGGCUUGGGCGGCUGAAGGGCCGGACUACAAUUACGGGUCGAAUACGUGCAUGCCGAAUAUGGAUUGCACGCAUUACACGCAAAUGGUGUGGAGGACCACCACCACGGUUGGGUGCGCGAUGAUCAAGUGUUUAGAUGGGGAUACAUUGAUGGCGUGUGAGUAUGCUCCGCAUGGUAAUACCAUUGGAGAGUGGCCAUAUUAGAACAGAGGUCAAGUCUUGUACACUAAAAAGCACUUAUAUCUCUGUUCCCUUACAAUUUUCACCGCAAGAUUAAUUGCAAAAUAGUCUAUGCUCAGAAAGAAUCUUUUGUGCAAUCGUGUGGCCGUAUUAUAGCAUUUGGUUUAUUUAUCUUGUGAAAAUUUGCUACGGGAAUGUUUAAUAAGUUGGUCUGAGAAUUAAAUGUGGCCCUAGCCGUUGCUGUUUUC
Molecule: messenger RNA, 785 nt
Organism: Rhododendron vialii
Lineage: Eukaryota; Viridiplantae; Streptophyta; Magnoliopsida; Ericales; Ericaceae
Product: pathogenesis-related protein PR-1-like
Exons: 1
Coding region: 28-561 (177 amino acids)
Source: RefSeq, a predicted model, not a curated record